AUGUCUAGCGCUGUCUUGCAUAGGGAUACUCACUUCAUUCCUCGGAAGGCUGUUGGUGGCAAAGGAUGCUACAUCUUUCUGGAAGAUGGCACCCAGUUCCUUGACUCCACAGGCGGUGCUGCGGUGUCAUGCUUGGGUCAUGGCCAUGAGCAGAUCAACCAAGCCAUCAAGAACCAAAUAGAUCAGAUUUCAUACUGUCACUCUGCAUUCUUUGGCACUCAAGUAACAGAAGACUUGGCUACAUUCUUAACAGAGUCUACUGGUAAGAAGUUGUCGAAGCUGUUUGUGGUCAGCUCAGGAUCUGAGGCUGUCGAGGCGGCCCUUAAAUUGGCUCGCCAGUAUUUCCUCGAGUUAUCUACACCUCAACCUGAGCGUACCAGGUUCAUCGCUCGCCUGCCCUCUUAUCACGGUACCACCCUCGGUGCUCUGGGCGCCGGUGGACAUGUCCUCCGAAGACAACCCUUUGAGCCUCUCUUGGCCAAGAACACUUCUCAUGUAUCUCCUUGCUAUGCGUAUCGUGGUAAAAAGGAGAACGAGUUGGAUGCCGACUAUGUGGCUCGUCUAGCAGCGGAACUUGACGCCGAGUUCCGACGUGUUGGACCUGACACCGUGUGUGCUUUUAUUGCUGAGCCAGUCGUUGGUGCGGCCCUCGGCUGCGUGCCCGCUGUAUCAGGCUAUUUUCCCGCCAUGAAAGCCGUCUGCGAGAAAUACGGCGCUCUGUUCAUCCUCGACGAGAUCAUGAGCGGCAUGGGUCGGUGUGGAACUCUGCACGCAUGGGAGCAGGAGGGCGUCGUCCCCGACAUUCAGACGAUUGGAAAAGGCCUGGGUGGUGGCUACGCUCCUGUUUCGGGUAUCUUGAUCAAUGAAUCGAUUGUUCAAACUUUAGACAAGGGCACGGGUCAGUUCCGACACGGGCAGACUUACCAAGGUCAUCCGAUCUCGUGUGCGGCAGCACUGGCUGUUCAGCGGACUAUCAAAGAACAGUCUCUUCUCGAGAACGUGAGAAAGAUGGGCGCUUACCUUGAGGAGCAACUGCGUCAGCGGUUCCAGAAUCACCCCAAUGUUGGAGAUAUUCGAGGGAAAGGGCUGUUCUGGGGUCUUGAGUUCGUCAAGGAUAAAGCAACUAAGGAACCCUUCGACCCCAAGGCUCGUCUAUCGUUUCACAUCCAGGAAAAGGGUCUACAACCAGAGUACGCCGUCUCACUUUAUGGAUGUACGGGUACAGUGGAUGGCAUUCGUGGAGACCAUGUGGUGUUAGCACCACCUUACAUUGUGACCAAGGAGGAAAUUGACACCCUGGUGGAUGUAUUGGCCAGAGUACUGACAGACGUCCUCGCAGAGUUGGAAAAGUAA
Messenger RNA from Penicillium daleae, 1353 nucleotides. Its product is annotated as aminotransferase, class III. The transcript has 4 exons. Gene Ontology annotation, cellular component: cytosol. The record is from RefSeq and is a predicted model, not a curated record. Gene Ontology annotation, molecular function: transaminase activity; pyridoxal phosphate binding. The coding region runs from base 1 to 1353 and encodes 450 amino acids. Lineage: Eukaryota; Fungi; Ascomycota; Eurotiomycetes; Eurotiales; Aspergillaceae.